Molecule: messenger RNA, 1933 nt
Organism: Jaculus jaculus (lesser Egyptian jerboa)
Lineage: Eukaryota; Metazoa; Chordata; Mammalia; Rodentia; Dipodidae
Gene: Ankrd54
Product: ankyrin repeat domain 54
Exons: 8
Coding region: 57-956 (299 amino acids)
Biological process (GO): regulation of protein kinase activity; regulation of intracellular signal transduction
Cellular component (GO): nucleus; cytoplasm
Molecular function (GO): protein binding; protein kinase regulator activity
Source: RefSeq, a predicted model, not a curated record
CCGUGGGUCGGUCCGGAACGAGGCUCGGGCUGCCGGGCCCGCGCAGAGCCGUUGCCAUGGCAGCCGCCGCCGGGGGCGCGGACGAUGAGUCGCGCUCGGGCCGCUCGAGCUCGGACGGCGAGUGCGCCGUGGCGCCGGAGCCGCUGACGGAAGCCGAGGGCCUCUUCUCCUUCGCCGACCUCGGGGCGGCUCUGGGCAGCGGCGCGAGUCUCCCGAGCCGGGCGUCCGGCGGGGCCCAGUCCCCGCUGCGCUACCUGCACGUCCUGUGGCAGCAGGACGCGGAGCCCCGCGACGAGCUGCGCUGUAAGAUCCCCGCCGGGCGGCUCCGGCGCGCCGCCAGGCCCCACCGCCGCCUCGGGCCCACGGGCAAGGAGGUGCACGCUCUGAAGAGGCUGAGAGACUCUGCCAAUGCCAAUGAUGUAGAAACAGUGCAGCAGCUGCUGGAAGAUGGUGCGGACCCCUGCGCAGCUGAUGACAAGGGCCGCACAGCCCUCCACUUCGCCUCCUGCAAUGGCAAUGACCAGAUUGUGCAGCUGCUUCUGGACCACGGUGCUGACCCCAACCAGCGGGAUGGCCUGGGCAACACACCACUGCACCUGGCGGCCUGCACCAACCAUGUCCCUGUCAUCACCACACUGCUUCGAGGAGGGGCUCGCGUCGAUGCCCUGGACCGAGCUGGUCGCACACCCCUACACCUGGCCAAGUCAAAGCUGCACAUCCUGCAGGAGGGCCAUUCCCACUGCCUGGAGGCCGUGCGCCUGGAGGUGAAGCAGAUCAUCCACAUGCUGCGGGAGUACCUGGAGCGCCUAGGGCGGCAUGAACAGCGGGAACGGCUGGAUGACCUCUGCACCCGCCUCCAGAUGACGAGCACCAAAGAGCAGGUGGAUGAAGUGACCGACCUCCUGGCCAGCUUCACGUCUCUCAGCCUGCACAUGCAGAGCCUGGAGAAGAGGUAGCAGAGAGGCUCUGGCUUCCUGCGCUGCUGCCCUUCCUGCCCUGCCCCCUCUGCUCUCUCUUUACAAGGAAAAAGCCCAGGAGGCUUUGGGGCUCCACUGUUUUGGGGAGAAUCUUGCGCUUACCCUCAGAUGCUGGGGGCCCAGAUGUGCUCUCUACAAACUCAGAACUGUUCCCAGCAGUCUGUCACCUCCGUGGACUGGUUCACAGCCCCAUCCCCUGCUGUGCUAGGCUGGCCUCUGCAGCCUCACUGCAGCUCUGCUGGCCUGCCUGUCCCGCAAUCCUCUCUCCUCCUGAGGUCUCCCCGUGCCCUCUGCAGGCCCCAGAGCCUUCUCUGCAUUCUGUCCCAGCCACGGCCUUGUUGCCAUGGGCUGGCUUUGGCCAGUCACCCUCAGGUCACCUGCGUUGCUGUAAGCCUCUAGGCCAGCCCUGCCCCUCUCACCAGGACUGAGGGUAGCUCAGUGCCUGACCUUCAAGGAGACACUGCAUGGGUUCCUGUGGUCUCAAGAGGCCUUCACAAGUUAGGAAGGACCCUCUGAGCUCAAAGCAGAAAAUCUCCAAACCCUUCUCUCCUGGUCACUGACCCCCCGGGGGUGCAUUUUGCUGCCUAGUUGUCAUAGGUGCGUAGUAGGCCAGGCGCAAGGUCCUCGCUCCAAGAGCCUGUGAACCUCAUGGUAAAUCAGAGGCACUGUGCAUGUGUUGGAGAUCUUUAGAGGAGAGAUGGUCCUGGAGUAUCUAGGUACUCUGGAUGCAGCCACAGGGAACCUGUGAGAGAGGAAGUAGGAGACUGCUGCCAGGUGGGUGUGAAAGGUUGGAGAGGUCACACCCAAGGAGUGCAGGCCCCUCCAGGGGGCAGAGAAGAUGAGCAAAUGAAUCCGCCUCAGACCUUCCAGCAGGAAGGGCUCUGCUGGACCUAAGCUAAGCAGGACUGGUUUAAGGUCUUUUAGAACCAUGAGAAUAAAUCUGUUGUUUUAAGCCA